AUGGAGGCAUCGGACUCUUAUCCAUCGUUACGUGGUCAACAUUUGCAUGAGGCGCAUUUCCAAUACUCUGAUAGGAUAAACGAUCAACACAUACGUUUGCUCGACCUUGAAUUCGGUCAUGACGACGAAAUUAUCUCUCUUGGUAUCAAAACGUAUAAGGUCAAUGAAUAUCCGCCAUACAUCGCACUCUCUUACACAUGGGGAGAUGCAAAAGACACAGUGAAUCUGUUAUGUAACGGAAAAACCAUCGCUGUGACACGAAAUCUUCACGAGGCUCUAUGGCAACUUCGAGAAAAUCGUAAAAGAUUAGCCAGACUCAAGCGCUAUACAAGGUCCCAUAACCAGCCCCUCCACUUCUGGAUCGAUGCUAUCUGUAUUAACCAGGGAAACAAUAAAGAAAAGAGCUUUCAAGUGGGUUUGAUGAGAGAAAUUUAUGAAUGGGCUGAUCAUGUCUUUGUAUGGUUAGGACCAGCAGACAAGAGCAGUGACGUAGCCAUUCGCUGCAUCGAAACCAUCGGAUCAAAGGCAGAAGCCUGUGGUUUCGAGGAUGGAACCGAACUAGGCGCGAAAAUAUGGCAUGAAAUCGAAUUUGUUUCUGGGGGAUAUCAGCGAGUGGUAUCGGCCAACCCAUGGUACGGUAACGCCAUGAAAAGCCUGUUCGAUUUCAUUAGCGGCAGGAGCAGUCAGAGUAACGUGCUACCAAUUACCGACUUGAAAAAUUUCUUCACCAGACCAUGGUGGACGAGGAUAUGGGUCUUACAAGAAGCUGCUCUUUCCAGGGAUACGCAUUUCAUUUGCGGAGCCCAAAGACUGUCAAGGACCCGUUGCAACGCUUUCAUACACAUGUAUGCGGCACUAUGGAAAGCCAAUGCUACUGCGUUCCGGAAAGAGCAAGCUCAGUUCACAAAAUAUCGCUUAGAUAUUAUGAGGCUUUUAUUUCACCACCGUCCUACCAUCAUGCUGACCAUGCCAAUGAUACACCGGGAUAACGCAUUCCAAUUGGUAGCCCUUCUUCGCGCGACGUGUGUCGGCAGCAUAAAUCUGAAACGACAUGGACCUCAUCACCUCGAAGCAAAAAGACCAGAAGACAAGAUCUUCGCCUUGCUAGGCCUGGCUGCAGACCGAGAGGAGUUGAAAAGUUUCGGCGUCGUCCCGAACUAUGAUAUUCCAUACGAACAAACCUAUACUACUACGAUGGUAGCGCUACUACAGCAGGGCCAUAUAUCCAUUCUCUCCAUGUGUCAAGCCUCAAGGUCACCAGACCUUCCAUCUUGGGUUCCGGAUUGGUCUCAAUCGGUAACAGAUAUGUUGCAAGAUGUGCGCAACGAUCAUAUGACUCUAUACCCAGAGUUCAGCUCCUCAGGCCCUCAUACAAACAGAAACUCGAUCAAGAUAUCCAAGGAAGCUGGAAUUGUAAAGUAUAUAUCACUAAAGUCUAUUCUUUUCGAUAAGAUCUAUCAAGUUGGUCGUUUCCCCAGCCGGAUUGACAGCAAAGAGGUGCCGCUUUUGGAGACGUGGAAAUGGCCUUCAGAGUGGCUUGUUGAGAUUUUACGUCUCAGUUAUUGCACAAAGAAAUUUUACAAGAGGUUUCGUGACCGAUUAUCCGCAAGUGCACGAACUGCAACCGGGGACGUUGCAAGGAACAGUGAAGGGGAACUUGUCCGGUCCGGGAAUGCCCACUUCGAUGAUGCUGUCGUCCUGCUGCGAGACGGAGUUAGGUUUAUUGGAAAUGGGCGCUUCAGAGUUGAGGCACAACGCUUCUUAGUUACUCAGACAAUAAACACAAAAUCUAAAGAUAGGGUAACAAACGAGCUUCCGUUGGCAUUCGAGAUCAUGGGAAGAAGCUUGGGACGGCUUCCUUUUGUGACGAAAAAGGGCCAUAUUGGGCUGAGUUCAGAUGACGUAAGGCAGGGUGAUGCGAUUGCGAUCAUUGAAGGAAGCCAAGUUCCUUUUGUGCUUCGGCCGCUGGAUAAAGGGCGGUUUAGCUUGGUAAGCGAAGCUUACGUGGAUGGCAUAAUGGAUGGUGAUGCUGCGGAAACUUCGAAAUUCAGUUAUAUCACUUUGAGAUAA
Molecule: messenger RNA, 2070 nt
Organism: Bipolaris zeicola 26-R-13
Lineage: Eukaryota; Fungi; Ascomycota; Dothideomycetes; Pleosporales; Pleosporaceae
Exons: 2
Coding region: 1-2070 (689 amino acids)
Source: RefSeq, a predicted model, not a curated record